Molecule: messenger RNA, 4134 nt
Organism: Adineta ricciae
Lineage: Eukaryota; Metazoa; Rotifera; Eurotatoria; Adinetida; Adinetidae
Source: the annotation of a GenBank genome assembly
AUGAUGAUCGAUCAAUUAUCCAAAACCAGCUAUUCUACCGAUCUUUUCGGAGAACAAACUCCAAAGAAGAUCGCUCAAGAAACAAUCAUGUUUACCAAUGAACUUUUUCAACGUGUUAUAACCGCUGUUCUUUGCUCGUUCAAUCCAACAACAACAAAUCAUGAUAAACAAUACGCAUUGAAAUUUCUCGAAGACCUCAAAGAAAAUCAUCCAUUGAUAUGUCUCACUAUUGGCUUUGAAUUGCUCAAACAACAGAAUCAUAAUGAUUCACUGUUACAUCAUUACGGUAUACAUUUGAUUGAGUCGAUAGUAAAACAUAAAUGGAAUCUGUUGAAAGUCGAUGAGAAAAACUUAGUGAAAGAACAAUUGUUUAUUUUAAUCAAAAGUUCAUGUUUAAAUCAAACAUUUAUGGAUCCGAUCUACAUCCGCAAUUCAUUAGCACGAUGUUUAGUGGAAAUGAUCAAACGUGAUUGUUUUGAAAAAGUGAACACUACUCUAGAAGAAAUCGUUCUUAUGACGACAAGUUUCGGUCAAAUCGAAGAGAAUAAUUCGACUCAAUUAGAAUUGAUUUUACUCGUCUAUCGAUUUUUAAAUGAAGAAUUAACAAUCUACUCUCAGUCGAUUCAAAUUCAUCGUCGUCGACAAAUCUUGAGUCAAUUGCAAAAGCGUUUAAACGACAUUUUACCAUGUUUAAUCCGUAUAUCUAACGAUUUAUAUGUUCAAACCGAGCAACGCGAACGUCUAACACAAACAUGUUUAUUAGCUGUGAAUAGUUUUCUACUUUGGGUAGAAUACAAUCAUUUUGAACAGUAUGAGAACUUCCUUUGUGAAUUAUUUUUAAAAUUUUUUCAACUCGAUUCGGUUAAACUACGACAUGCUUCAUUUGAAUGUUUGCUCAGUCUUGUUAACAAACGUUUAGCGAAAAGGCAAUUGCAGCAACAGCAGCAACAACGAAAUAAACGCAUUGCUUCGUCACCAUCAGCAGCAUUGAACUGUCAACAGGAAAAACUCUUUCUGAACUAUUUAUUGGGUGAUACAACUUUAGAAAUGUUCUAUCGGCUAUUGUUAAGCCCAACGGAUUCAAUUGAACAACUGCGCACAAUAGUAACCAACGAUCAUUUGAAUUGCUUGAAAAUGCUUGGUCAACUACUUGUUAAACUUGCUAAUUAUUUAUUACAAUUAUUUCAUCAAUUGGCAACUCAAGUCAUCCAGGACGAUCAAUUUGUAAUAUUCGCCAAUGAACGAACACGUUCGUUUUUACAGUUUCUUCUCCUACUCAACCAGCAUCCAUUUCAUCUGCUAUCAUUAAAUUCUUAUCAAGCAUUAAAUGCAUUUAUCACUCGUCAACCCACAUUGUUAUCCAACGAACAGUUCUGUUUGAAAUUAGUCGAAAAUCUCAAACAAUCGCUGCAUCGUGUGCACUUUUCUUCAUCAGCUGUGCUUUCCGAUACUGAUAACGAGAUCUUGAAGAAACAAUAUGCACACAACCAGCAAUGCUUUGUCUAUACACUGUUCGAAUAUGAUAGUGAGGAACAAUUCUUCUGGAAAUUCUUCUCACAGUAUCGAACCGAAUUACAAAAACUAAUCAAAUCCUUCAUUGGAAUGUUCUUUCCGGAAACAACAGCAGAAUGUCCAGCCGUUGUUGUUGAAACAAAUACAUCUUGUUUAAAAUCCAUCCUCCAGAGUCUACUCGCUUGCCUUGAAUCUCUCGUUCAACGUACACCGAAUAAAACUGACAAUCAAAUAUCAAAUUCUUUAUCAUCUAUUUAUUUAAUCAUAGAAUGGGAAGCAUUCUAUUUAUUAUUCGAUCAUGUUUUAUUCAUUGUACGGAAAGAACUGUUCUCCUCGUCAACAUCUACGAUUAAAUCUCAACAGAAGAUGGAGGAACUUCUUAUGACAUCAACAAUGACUGAGCAGUUCCUUCGAACAUUAAGAUUUCUAUUGCAAUUUACACCCAAUUUGAGUGAACAUAUACAUGGACAUGUAUUGAACUUACUCUCUGUGAUGUUUUUCGUAACACAGCAUGAUCCAACGUUAGCGAUACAAAUUAUUCAACGUUUGCUAACGACAUUUCAACAUUAUCAACAACAAUCGAUCGCCGGCAUCGAUGGCAAUGAAUGCGAAAUCAUGCAAACUCAAUCCGCGAAUGCUUUCCUAUACUUAUGUAAAAACUUCACGAUUAAAAUGCUCGAUUAUUAUUCUGAAUUGUUCCCAUUUGUUGUUCAACUCUACAAAGACGAAUUUCAAGUCACCAAAAGUUCGUUGUCAAUCACGAUUGACGAGUCCUCAUGUCCAGCAUUGAAACUGCUUGACGCAGCUCAAACCCUACUCUACCAUAAACUAAUCCACGAUAAUGACCAAGUCCAACUCGAAGCAUUCUACGAACUUGUCAAACCCAUCUAUGAAACAUUAGUUACAUCGUUAUCAGUGGACUCCUUAACACCAUUUAUCCAAUAUCUAGACUUAUGUACAAAUGGAGCCACUGAUAUGAAUGUGAUUCGAUAUCGACGACGAAAUCUAAUGCUUGCUUUACAUUGCUUAUGUUUGUUGAUCCGUUAUUCAAAACAACAGCAACAAAAAUUGAAUGUAAUGUUACGUUCAAAAAUAGCUGUUUGCCUUCGGCCUAUCUUGUUCGAUCAUAUACUCAAAGUGACACAAUUCUGCAACCAAUUGUAUGAUCGACAAAUGAAUCCGUUGUAUGAAACAUUGAAAAAUUACUUGACGUAUAGUGAAACGGAAAAACAACUGUAUCUUGGAACGUACGAAAGCAACAAUAUGGCAAAAGCAACGAUUACAUCAACAGCGAUCCCGUCGAGUCUCCCGGUUAGUUUCGUUCGUUUUCAAUCAAACUUAAGUAGUACAGUUAUUGAUGACCAACGUCUUCGUGACUAUCUUCACCGUUUGUUUGAUAUAUGUUAUCAAAUCAAUGGAAUGUUCUUUGCGCACGAUCCCGAAUUAUACUAUCUGAAAAUGGUAGAUGACACUUAUUUCCUCACCACGUUCCUGCAAAAAGUUCUCUUUGAAAACUUAAACACUCUUCCAUCAUUUCGUCUUCGCAUUGUUCUACGACAUUUCUGCCGUUCAUUUGUCGAACACUACUGUUCAAUGGAGACAGUAGACAAAGAAAAAAUCAAUGAAUUAUUUCUGACGUUUUUGGAUAUCUUCUUCGCUUAUAUGCAGCAACGUCUAACAACAAUGUGGAAUAAUCUAUUAACAACCACAACAUUCGUUAAUUAUCAACAAGGCGAAUGUUCCGAUGAAGUUAUUGAAGAAUGUGUUUGCGUGUUAUUGACACGUGAUUUCGUUGAUAUCAUUCGAUACUUCAUUUACAAACCGACAUUACUUACUCAAGCGAAUUCCAUCGGAUGUGGAAUUAACAAGAAGAAAUCGAAAGCAAUCAAUGGCCACAAUCACAGUGAAAGCAUGUGUGAAGAAACAAAUGGUAUUAAUGGAGAAACAGAUCCUCUCGAUGAAUGGGAUGAACAAACCACACAUAACAGUAUUUGUAAUAAAUUAUUAAAUGGCAACCAAGAGAAAAUGGAUUAUAGUGACUUAUUUAACUAUAUGAUAAAAUUAGCGAGACAAAACUCACCAGUUGCUUUACGUUUGUUCUCAUAUAUACUCAAAAGUUUAUUCGAAUGUUUAACAUUUCCUGAUGCAUAUUGUGUUAAUCGUUUUCUGCCAGUUAUUCUUCCAUUAAGCAAACUUUAUAUGGAUAUUAUUGAUAAACUUGUGAAUUCAUCUUUGUUAAUUGAUAUUAAGUUUCUUUUUCAAUGUUUAUUGAAAGGACUUGAACGACACAAUGAGAAUGAAGGAGUGAACACCAAUAUGAUUUCAUUGAUUGGUCAUAUUUAUGAAUUAUGGUAUCAUCAGUAUCAACCACAGCUUGAUCUUGUUUUACAUCAAACUGUUCCUCAAUUGAAUGUUGAAUUGUUGAAUACGUAUAAAACACGUUUAAUGUCCAAUAAUAAUGAAAACCAAAGAAAAUCUCAACAAAUAACCGAACGUGAACGACGUGAUACGAUAAAAAACUUGCUCAAUCCGAUUCUUUUGUCAGCGAUGUCAAGUAACAAACAAGAAGGAUCUAAUGGUAAAAAUCCUUUCAAUCAGUCGACUAUCAUAACAACAUUUUAA